Molecule: messenger RNA, 1219 nt
Organism: Cucurbita maxima (winter squash)
Lineage: Eukaryota; Viridiplantae; Streptophyta; Magnoliopsida; Cucurbitales; Cucurbitaceae
Product: triosephosphate isomerase, chloroplastic-like
Exons: 9
Coding region: 86-1006 (306 amino acids)
Biological process (GO): glycolytic process; glycerol catabolic process; gluconeogenesis
Cellular component (GO): cytosol
Molecular function (GO): triose-phosphate isomerase activity
Source: RefSeq, a predicted model, not a curated record
AGAGCCGGAGCAUGCGCCAAAUAUAACUCCGAACGAAUCCUGAUUUUUACCAGAGCCUCGAAGGUAUCCCUAGCUAAGCUUGGCCAUGGCGGUGGUGUCUACUUCUCUUGCAUCUCAACUCUCAGCUGUCCGAUUGUCAGGUUCCAACUCCGACAUUUCCCAGACUCUAUUGCAAAACGUUCGCUCACAAAUCCGCCUUGCAUCCUCAAGGAAAGGCUCCCGUGGCGUUGUUACCAUGGCCGGCUCCGGAAAGUUCUUCGUUGGUGGAAACUGGAAAUGCAAUGGUACAAAGGAAUCUAUAACCAAGCUUGUCGCAGACUUGAACAAUGCAAAGUUGGAAGAUGACGUUGAUAUUGUUGUAGCACCUCCCUUUGUUUAUAUUGAUCAGGUGAAGAGCUCGUUGGCAUCUAGGAUUGAGAUUUCUGCCCAAAAUUCAUGGGUGAGCAAGGGUGGUGCUUUUACCGGAGAAAUCAGUGUUGAACAAUUGAAAGAUCUAGGCUGCAAGUGGGUUAUCCUUGGGCACUCGGAACGUAGACAUAUCAUUGGUGAAGAUGACCAGUUCAUAGGAAAGAAGGCUUCCUAUGCCUUGAGCGAGGGUCUUGGAGUAAUAGCUUGCAUUGGGGAAUUACUAGAGGAAAGGGAAGCUGGGAAAACUUUCGAUGUUUGCUUUCGGCAAUUGAAAGCUUUUGCAGAUGCUGUUCCGAGUUGGGAUGAUAUUGUUAUCGCUUAUGAGCCAGUAUGGGCCAUUGGGACGGGCAAAGUGGCUUCGCCCGAGCAAGCUCAGGAAGUGCAUGCAGCAGUUCGUGAUUGGCUUAAGAAGAAUGUAUCACCAGAAGUGGCAUCUAAAACACGAAUUAUUUAUGGUGGAUCUGUGAAUGGGAGUAAUUGUGCGGAGCUUGCCAAAAAAGAGGAUAUAGAUGGAUUUCUAGUUGGAGGUGCUUCGUUGAAGGGUCCCGAAUUUGGAACGAUUGUUAAUUCUGUAACUGCCAAGAAAGUCGCUGCUUGAAGUCUUUUAGGAGUUCCUGGUGUCGAGCACAAGAGGUAAGGGUGACAAUGUUUUGUAUCCAUGGCUACACCCCUUGGGGUUGUCAAGUUUUCAGCGUGUUCAGGUUCUUUCUGUGAAUGCUAGAAAAUAUUAUCUUUUUGUUGUAUUCCUGAGGUUACUUUGCUAUAGAAUAAUUGAGUACCUUAAUAAGAGUUCUUGAGUCUUUCUCGGUUA